Messenger RNA from Ceutorhynchus assimilis (cabbage seed weevil), 9653 nucleotides. Lineage: Eukaryota; Metazoa; Arthropoda; Insecta; Coleoptera; Curculionidae. The record is from the annotation of a GenBank genome assembly.
UAAAAUCGCACUCGCACCCUGUGCGUUAUUUCUGAACUCGGCCCAGUUGUAAUAAAACCGUCACCCGGAGACAGAUGACAUAAGAAGAAAGUUCUCGUUUUGUGGUUCUCGUCUCGUGACCCUAACCUUGAAUGUGCAUGUUUGAUGUUUGGGUUUUUUUAUUUGUUUUGUGUUUGUAAAGCAGAAAGCAUACUCAAUCUUUUGUUCUUAAAUGCUCUUCGUCGUUGACCGCCAUAAUAGGUACAUGUGCCCGAGCUAUCCAUCUAGUUCUAACACUAUCUUAUAUCAUCAUACCAUACCAAGCUCAAGGAAUAAGCUGUGGAAUAAGCCCCAUUGAGUGCGAUUAGAUAUACAGAAAAUAUCUAGUAUAACAUGGAUUUCUUGGAGACCUUCGAGCAUUAUUCUAAUGCUCUUGGCAAUCGUCAUGUUGUUACGCUAUUAUGGAAAGAAAUAACUCAUGGAGAAAGAGCCGGUGAUAGCUUGGAUACAAUAAUUGAUUACAGUUUUCAUCAUCCUAUUGACCUCACCUCAUUUCUUGAGGAACUUCAUGAAAAAUUUGAAGAAUCUAUGAAAGAGGAUCUCAGAGCCAUAUCAGGAAGCCUUAAAGCCUACAUGCUUACAUUUUUAUAUUAUUGCAUGGGUACUGAUCAUAUCACUGUUCCACACAGAUGUAGGCUGCUCGCCGCUGAAUUGUAUGCUAGAAUGAUUACAAUUCCUUCGGGAAUCGGAAUAGUAUUCUAUGAGAGAAAUCUUUUGUUAAUGGCAUUGAUGAAUAUUAAUUCAAUUGCUAAAAAUGUCUCCUGUCCAACAGAUCAUGUAAUAGUGAUUUUGAAACUUUUACAUAAGUUUUUGCUAGGAUACGAUGAUGCAACAGUUUAUAAUAUUAAAGCUUUUGCUAAUACCUAUGCCAAUAUUAUCAAAGUUAGAGGUAUUAAAGGAGAUAUAAAACAAUGUAAUGACCCCAUAACAAAAUUUUGUCUUAAUGGAAUAAAAGACUUGGUAUCAGUAAAAGAGCUUCCAAAGCAAUUAAGUGGUAUAAUGGAAAGCCUUCUAAGAUGCUUAUGUCGUGAUAAAAAUGAUGACAGGAUUGCGCAAGGCCGAAGAAUACUUGCAGUUAAUACCACAAAACAAUUUGUAGAAUACUAUCUAUUGGUUGAAGUUGACCCAAAUAAGUCUCAAUAUUUUUUGGAUUCCUUAUUUUCUAUAUUUGGCAAUGAAGAUUUCGAUCUAGUUGAGGAAUGUGUCGAAAUCAUCAAUCUGUUGAAUCAGCAACUUUACAAAGAAUUGUUAAGAAGGAUUCCAAAUUAUUUAGAAUCCAUAAACCAUGAAAAGUAUUAUGACAAUCUAAUGGAACUUAUUUAUCAUAUGUUCAAAAAUCCUCACCCAAAAAAAUUUCCAAAACUCGACGUUUUAUUUCUUUUAUGCUUCAAAUCAAUUUUAAUAAAGUUUCUGAACAAAAAGAAACUGCUGGCCUACAGAAGCAUGGAAAUGGUUGGUAAAAUAUGUCUGUUGAACAAUAGUUACAUGCUUGAUAGCAUUUUUAAAUUAGUGAAUGAGACUGAACAGUUUGUGAACUUGGAUUUGAACAGUGUGUUCAAGGCAAUGAUUAAACUUUUGAAAGACCCCUAUACAGCAACUCCCACAAGAGUCAAGCACUUACUUAACUUUGCGUCAACAAUACUUAGAAAAACUGAUCAUGUUGAUCAAGGCUUAUCAUCUCAACUUAUUCAUUUAAUUUGCAAAGACGGUUGUCCAUACAGUAUUAAGGAACUGUUAAAACCUUUACAUGAAUUGUAUGUUCAUUUGUCUAAUAAAUGUAAACUUGAAGUUAGUACUGCUAUUAUGAGAGUUUUUGUUAAAAUGGCAAUGCAUAUGGAUGCUACAGCUUCUGUAUUUUUGCAUCAUUUAUACAAAUAUUGUGUAUCACCUUCAAUCGUUAAUGGAGAAACCCACGGUCCGCAUGUAUAUUCAAACUUGUUGUUUUCUGAUGAGUUUGAUUAUAAACUUCUUUUGGGCAAAUGUGUUAACUUCAUUCACGUUGAGGAUGUGCACCAAAUAAUAGCAAACUUCAACCACAGGCACAGUGGAUAUCCAGUCUUAUUGGAUUGUUUAUUAGAAUUUGUUGAGUAUAGGGAGUUUCGUGUAUUAACAGACUACAUUAUUGAUAAUUAUGAUGAUUUGGGUUUUCACACUUCAACGCUUCACUUGCUACAUGCAUAUAACAGAAUUUUAGGAAACAUGGAUGAAUACUUCCUAGAAGAUGUUGACAAAUUUCUGAUUUUACGGGAAAAGAUUUGGAUUUCAUUAAUAAAACAAACAUGUGGGUUGAGAAACAUAAGAAUCUGUUUUGUUUUGAUUGAUACGUUGAAAGAUCUUGUUGAAGAGGAGGAUGAAGAACAUCGGAAGAAUAAUGUUUUGUCUAUAGCCAGUGCAAUGGCAUUCAAGGCUUUCUCUGAACAAGCCUAUUAUGACGGAUCAGUUUUAUAUUUGACAGAAUUUGCUAUUGCAUUGAAAAAAGAACCACCCCCUAAUUUUAUGGCUUUAUUCGAGAGAAUGGUCUAUGAGAGAAGUUCCUUGAACUUAUUAAAAGAGCACUUAGAUAUGUUGAUUCAACUAAUAUCAUUGUUGGGGACUAUCGCAUUGAUGAAUAGACCAAGGGUUCCUGUAGCUGUCAAACUAUGUCAAGAGGCAUUUAAAGUAUACGAUCCAUUUGUUCGGAUAAUAGCAGUGAAGACUUAUUAUACUAUUGCUACUGAAAUAACACACGAGUUCCCAGAAAUAAUAGCGUUUUGCUUCAGCCAAGUCAGUUCAUCAGACACCUCAUUGGCCAAAGUAUGUCUAACAAUUUUAGAAGAACUGAUUAAUAAUAACUACAUUUCUCUAAAUGAUUACGACUUCAUGAGGUUUACACAUAGACUUGCUUCGAUUAAUCUUGGUCCAUUUAUGAAACAUCUGUUAACUCAGAGAUUUCUGGUGUCAAAUAAGCAUGAUAUUGGUCGCUUCUUCAUGCAUACUUUGAUUUAUAUUAGUGGAUAUGAUAAGUUGGAUAACUAUCCAAUAGAUGUUAGUUAUAGAUAUAAUUUAGCCACUAUGAGAAGUCUGAUGGAUGGUCCAAAUGAGCUAAUCCAAUUUCUAUUUGGUUCUCUACAAGUUAAAGCUAAAUUUAAUGUUUUACGAGAAAUGAGCUUCAUAUUUGACUCCAUGGUAACUGGAAUAUGUAGAGUAAACGAUGAGUUUUUCAUUUAUUUCCGGUUUGCUUUAUAUACUUUCAAAGUAAUGGCAGAAAAACCAACUUAUAAUUAUAACUCUGGACUUUAUGGCCAAGUUUGCCGUUUCAUUGAUAAGAGUAUUUUGAAUAACGAACCGAUAUCGAGGAAUCUAACAUUUUAUGGCGAAUUUGAAUCAGAUCUGAAAAAGUGUACAAGCACAUUACUUGCCUUGCUAAAUCACGUAUAUAAUGACUCACGUUUGGAUGAAUAUUUGUUGGAAACUUUUGACACUGUUGCUUGUUGGAUUACACAUUUCAAAAAUGAGUUGGUCCAGUAUGUCCAGUAUGAGAAGUUUAAAGAGUUUAAUCAUCCUAUGGGCAGAAUGAUUCUCAUGUUUAAGGCUCUCAAACCUAGAUUGGUACAUUUUAUUGAUUCUCGCGAAAGGUCAGAUUUUUUUGUUGCCUGAUUUUUUCUGCAAAAAAAAGAAAAUAUUUUUUUAACGUUCGUUAGUUAGUUAUUUGAUAAUCGUUUUAAUUAUCCGUGUGGAUCGUUCAAAAUAAUCCACCAGGAAAGCUUUGAGCAACGAAUUGAAAUUGAAAGAAUUGCUACAGAUGAGAAAGCCUCCCUACAUUAAUACAUCACAUACAUACAAAUUGUGUGUGUCAGUUAUAGUUUGUAUUUCUUGUCAGCUAUUGUUUUGUAUUUCUUGUCAGUAAUUGUUUUGUAUUUCUUGUCAGUUAUUGUUUGUAUUUUUUUGUCGAAUGUAGCAUUUGCAAUAGCUAGAUUUCUGUUCGACAUGUAUAAAUAACCUAUCAAAUGCGGAUACUUUAAACACUCGAUAAUGAGUUGAAUCAGUUUCGAGUUAAACUAGUUUUAAAUGUGUAUUUUUAGCUACAUUUAAUAAAUGUUUUGUUCUUGUCUCCCUAGGAUUUUGGCAUUUUGUUGAGGUAUGUAUGUAUGUAUGUAUGUAUGUAUGUAUGUAUGUAUGUAUUAUUAUUUGUCCAAGUCAGUAUCUUUAGUGGGUGCAGAAUAAAAAAUGUUUUGAGAAUUUCAUUUGCGUGUUUAUAUUAUAGUUGAUUGAACCCCUUUUAUUUUCAGAUGAGUCGACCUGUGCAGAAAAGUUGGUUGCCUUAAUUAUGUGAUUUCAAUUUCAUUAUUUUUAUAUAGGUACCUUUAUUUCAAUGACUCUAUGAACAGUCAGCCAAUGAAGUAAAGUCCUGUAACAUUUAAAUAUAAAUAUUUUUCAAUUAUCUACAGCUGAUAAACUAUAGAGCUAAUGUCAGUCAAAAAAAUACCUAAUAUUUUUCAAAAAAAAAAAAUUAUCUCGGUUUUUAUAGAUGGAUGAAUCUUUAAUUAUUUAUUGGCUGACUGGACUUUGGCUAACUGUUAAUAAUGGAUUCAAUAAUAUAAGCUCUCUCAUAUUUAUUUUAUUUAUUUUGAUGUAAAUGUACCACCAUUGUAAAGUGUAAAUCUUUCACAUUCUGCUGUGUUUUCUUAAACAAUUUCUUUCAAGAUGCUUUCAGUUUCGCUUUUAUUCUUUGAAAUUUUCACCACUAAAAAGUGUGAAAAAUCAUCCAGUGUAACUUAAAAGUAUCUUCCUCCAUUUACAGUGCUUGAAAUUAUGGAUCCACAAUUAAUAAUAUUGUUACAACACAACCUGCCUGUUUUACAGGGGCGACAUGGGGGUUGAUGGACAGAAACUCGUUUAAGUAGUAUAGAAAGUAGAUCAAAUCAAAUCAAAUCAAAAUUUGCUUUAUUAUCGAAGAUAUACAAUCUUAUUGACAAAGCCAAACCUAAAUCUAUAAACACCACAAUGACAAGCCUUAAAACUAGUUAUAUAAAUGGCAAUAAAAUAAAAAUCGAUAAAAAAAUAUAACGUUUGCAUAAACUUAAAAAACAAACUGAUUAAAAUAUAAAUACACGGUCAACAUUGAAAUAGAGAGAAUGCGAAAAAUCAGUCAUAAAAACAAAAAUUAAACAAUAAAACCAAAAAACAACCAAGCAGUGACCCAAGGUAGUGACUCAAAGGCCGGAUGAAAAGGAACAACGAUUGCCAAUUUCAAAAAAGGACGAAAUUCGCCUCUCUCAAAUGAAAGGAUUAUACUUUCAGGCAACGUCAAUGAAGCACCAUCAGGAAGACAACGGAGUAUUUUGAUAGACAUACCAUCCCAGCCAAAAGCAUUUGACUUCCCAAUAUCUGAGAAGAUUCUCCGAAGCUCAGUGUACUUAUUAGGAUUAUGAACAUUCCUUAAAAAAUGUUAAAAAUCAUGAGAGGGGGACAACCUAUGAGAAAUCCUGGAAGCAAUUGAGCAGUAAUAAGUGUUAAGUUUGUUAGAUGAUAAGGAUGAUAAACUAGAGUCAGCCAUAUUGGGGUUGUAUUUGCCUUGUGUCCCUCUGACUAUUGUCACUUUCCGAAAGCCUGCCCCUAUAAUACACUUGAUUUGCCAGUUUAAUCACUUGUCUAUAUAUUGAUCUAUAUCUAUUGAAAAACGAAACAAAGAACAAACUAUUCAUGUAAUACUUUCUUAAGUAGUGUAGGCAGCGCAUAUUGCCACUAGAAACCUUAAGGCCUUUUGUUAUCCAGGGCUUUUUUUUCUUAUUUUUUAAAGUCUUUAUUGGAAAAGAUGUAUUGAAACAGUUUGCAAGAACUGUUUGAAAAGUAUAUAGCGGAUUUGCAGAAUGCAAAACACCAGCACAAUUAAUUGCUUGGCUACUUUGCACAAAUCUUUGAAAAUUUUUCCUUGUAAACAAUCUUCCUUUUCCUAGCGUUUUAGAACAAAUCCUAACUUUCAGUCUUAAGUCUACAAAAAUUGCUUCAUGAUCAGUUAAACCAGCAUUGAUCACCUGGCAUUCCACUUCACUCUAAGGCAAAUUACAACAUAAAUAGUCCAAUAAGGUAGCUGAGUGCGAAGUUAUCCUGGUAGGAGCUUCAACGAACAUAUUCAGACCAAAAUUCUGCAAGAAGCCAUCCAGCCCUCGAACAUAUCUAUCGGAUACAUCCAGGAAAUUCAAAUUCAAGUCCCCACACAGCAAGAUUGUAGACUUAAGAGGCAGCUGAGACAACAGUGUUUCAGCUUUUGACAAAAAGUCGUCCUUAUCGCCUGAUGGAGAUCUGUACAAACACAAAAUAUAGAAAUUCCAACCUGAGCAAUACACCAACGAAAAUUCAAAGAUAGAUAUAUAUUUGCCCAAUAUGUCUCUUACAGAUCCUUUAACCCUACAGCAUGCAUGACCCUUUCUUAGGGGGCCACACAUCAACGCUGCCUGGGGGACUAUCGGUCUAUUCGUUACACAACUGUGCCUAGUGACCCUUAUGCCUUGUCCAGAGGAGCUUUCCCAACUAGAGGUACCGGCGCUGGACAACGAUACCCAGAGUGGCUUUCCCAACUGGAGGUACAGGCACUAGAAAGACUUGAUUCCAGAGGAGCUUUUCCAACUAGAGUUACUGGCGCUAGUUCAAGUCCACAAAUCGCAUUUGCAUGUUGUUCAUUCUUCAUUAUUUAAAAACUGAGAUCUUGUGGGUUUUCCUUCAACAGAAGUUGAACAAAUUUUGUCAAGAUGUUUUACUCCAAGUUACAGCAUUGCAUCAUCAUCAGCAUGGCCCAAUCUUUUGUGGAAAAUUUCGGCAUCAUCAACUGUGACAAUGCAUCAUCCUUUUUAAAUUAUCGAUUUUUUUACAAAAUUAGAACAUACACUACAGUCCGUUUUUGGUUUCACAGUUUCACAUGUCAUCAAGGCAUGUCGUGCAGUAGACUUGGAUGUUGUUCUGUAAGCUGAUAAUUGACGGUGAAUAGUAUUUUCUGAUGUCCCUAAUAAUUUGGAUCAAAAAAAGAAUCUUUACCAGAAAAUAAUCGGUUGUCAAUCUUUAGGAUAUUAGGUUAUUAUCUGUGUUCCAAAGUAAAUAAAUAAACAAAUAAAAUCAUAAUAUUGGUGUUUUAUUAAACUAAUAAAAUAAGGAAUAAAUAUUGACCUCUACUACAUUUUUUCUUCAUUAGUAUCAAACACUCAAAUCACACUUCAUUGCCAUAUUGCUUCCAUUUCAAUUUUAAUUUAUAUACAGUUUUUUUUUUAAAUUCGAAUUAUAUGUCCCAUAAAACCAUUACUAGGUUUAACGUCCGCUUAAUUUUAAAAUGUAUAUUCCUUGCUUCAGAAAAUAAAAACCGAAUGAGGUUGAAAGUAAUUUCUAAAUAAAUAAAUUAAUACUAGAUGUAUUGGUUAAAUAUUAUUGACAAUAUUAAGUUUGAAAACAACCAAAUACAAGAACAAAAAUUAAAAUUCACUAUGGUAUAAUUCUGGCACAGUUGAUAACCCGAUUACAAAGUAUAAGUACGCUUAGCUGAAGGUUUAUUAACAUGGAAUGUAUAAAUAAUAAAAUUCCUCUUCAAAGUCUUAACAAUUCUCAUAAGUACCCUAAUAUUGUAGCGAGAUCACUUACGAGAACAAAAAUAUAAUUUACAUUUGCAUUGAUAUUACGAAGAUGACGCAACUAAAUUAUUGUUCUUUGAAGACAAACUAAUGCAAGAAAAGUUGCUUUUGCAAAAAUAUCUGUGUGCAAAAAGUUUUGACCUGUGUUCUGCUACAUCAAAUUUAUUAUAAAGCAAAAACCAAACUGCUGAUUGUUUAAGUAAAUUGCCAUGCGCCUUAAAAGACUAACUAUUUUCAACUUAUCUCGGCUACAGAAUGGAGAUUGAACCAAUACCGCGGAGAUUUUAAUCCACCAAUUAAUGAUAACAGGGCAACGAAAAAAAAACUAUCUGCAAAUGAUAUCAGACCUUUUCAUGUUAGUGACAGAACGUCAAAUCGUUUGGUUUCAAUCAGUUUUUUCUAGUUGAAAAAAUGAUGAUACACCAGCUGGGCAAAAGCUAAUAGCCAACGUUUAGAAAGAUGUUGGAUGCAAAUAUGUAAAACAUAAUAAAAUAUAGAAUUUGCUUUCUAUUUCUAUAUAUCAAUCAAUAUAUUGAAGCAUGAAAAGCGAAUCCACUGUGUAAUAUAAACCUAAUGUUCUGGAUGCAACCCAUUGGGUGUUUAUAAAACAGUUCCAUCAUCUAGGUAAGCAGUUACAUUGAAAGGUCUAAUACAAUUUGUCACUAGUUUUUCCCAAGCUUAGACAUCAUCAGUUGCUGGAUUUGAAAUCCUCACGGUAUUAGUUUAAUCUCCAUUUUGUAGCGUAGAUUAGAUGAAAAUAGUUAGCUUUAAUUCUCCUGCUUGUUGUUAGGCUUGAUGUGCCUGAGCUCAAUACCGUUUCCAUCUUAAUCGAUUGCUCGAUGAUACCCGAAAUAGGAAAGAACUAGUAAUCAAUGGAAUUACACAUUUUAAUGAAGCUCCCUUAUAACUGGAUAUUCAACUUUAUGUAUAUAUGUUAACCAGAAGGGCUAUGAUGUAUCAAAAUGCAGUGUCUUUGGUCAACAGUUUGGUUUUUGGAAUUAAAUUUAGAAAAAUAGAAGUAAAUUGUUAUACAAUGCAGGCUACAUACUAUUUUAAAUAUUAAGUGUUUAUUUUUAUGUAAGAUGCAGUCUUCUAUGCAAUUUUCUAUUUAGGAUGGCAAAACACUCAUUAUAGGUAAAUGUUUUGCAGCUUAAUACUGACAAGGAUGUGGAAAUCUAAUUACGUUGCUGGAUAAUUUUAUAUAUCAAGACUGGUUUCUAGUCCAAGAAAAAUUAGUUUGGAUAAAUAAAUUGAUCCAAAGAUUCCUAAACACACUUAUCAGUAAAAUGCCGCAUACUACAUAAUUAAAAAGUGUUUGAAUUAAGGUUUUUAUUGUAAAAUUAUAAAUCUCAAACUUUUUCUAAAACUAAAAUUUGUGUAAAAUUUAAAGCCAAGUAUGAAAUAAUGCAAUUUCAAACUUUUAAACGAUAUGUGUAUUGUAGAAGUAUUUUUGUUACCUAUCUAAUAAAAUUUGGAUUGUAUCUAUGUCAAUAACUGAACCUUCUAGUAAAAUUUGCUACCAAUUCGACUAUCUAUGAGUAUUUCAGUAAAAAUUGUUCCAAAUAUUGUUCAAACUUGGGACGUCUCUAUAUUAUUAGCAACAACGGUUUUUUUUUUCAUGCUUUUUUGAAAUUUAACUAUUGAGCGGCCGGGGUCUAAAUACAAAAAAAAAAAAAAAAAAAAUUGAAUAUUUUUUCAAAAAAUAAUCUGAGGUAGGUACUUGCCUUGAUGCUUGCUAGACUUUGUACGCAGGGAGGUCUUAGUCCCAUAAUGCCGCAGUCCUUCGAAUGCCUCAGUAUCACAGGUGGUUCGUUGGAUCGGCCCAUGGUGCCCACGGCUGAUUGCACUGCCCGAUGUGGAUCAAAACCGGCGGACGGGUUCCGACUGUGGCAUUUGAUGACUGUUUCGGUACCGUGACAAAAAGCCGUAGUGCACUUGGUGGUGGUAGCCGCGUCACCCGAAAACGUUUCAGCUUGUUCCUCAGGGAUGCUUUCUGAGUACAAGCCGGUCAUGGCGUAC